ACCUCUCCUCCAUCAAUCUUCUGCUCCAACCCUGCUUCGGGAAUCGUUAUUUCUGGCACUACUUCCUCUUUCUCGGCUGUUACCACCCUUCCUUUCGCCACCUCAACUGUUAUGAGCUCCACGACCUGUGCUACGCCGUCCUCUGGUGGUGUUCAUGAAUCCUCGACAAUUGCUUCUGCCUCGGCAGCUGCAUUCGGAGGGGGUUUACAAGUGGGUCUUAAUCAUCUGGUCAGUGGGUCGCGCCGUAGAAAGCCGAACAAACUGAGCCUGGUUCAGUUGAAACUACCCGCUGAGGCAGGCCUUCCUGACUGCGGGGAGGCGGAAGGAGAAGGUGAAGGUGAUACCUACGGAGCUGAUGUCCAGAAUGACGUUGCGGCCGGGCCCAAAGUGAGUGCUUGGACUGGAUCGUCAAUUACUUUGAGGAUAAAUGAACUUGGGUGUUGGCUUGCCGCUUUCUUGCUUCACAGCAGUUUGUCUUUCCUCUUUAUUCUAAGCUUAUUGCAUUGUCGCCUAUCGAUGCUUUAA
Molecule: messenger RNA, 525 nt
Organism: Protopolystoma xenopodis
Lineage: Eukaryota; Metazoa; Platyhelminthes; Monogenea; Polystomatidea; Polystomatidae
Source: the annotation of a GenBank genome assembly